AUGAAACUUCUUAUUGCUAUAAGUUUUUUGUCUGUGGUAGGGAUAUGUCUAGCUAAUACAGUUCUUUAUCCUCGAGGAUGUAUCUACGUGAUGGGAAGAUGUUACCGUGAGUGUGAAGUAGGAACGCGGGCCUACACAACUGGUUGUGGGAAACUGAUGCCGGAGCCGACUUGCGAUGUACCCGAUCCUGAAGAAGGGCAAGGCAAUGUCUGCGACUACUCCGCGUGCUACUGUGAAUCGCCAACCGUACGGCACAAGCCUAGCGGCAAGUGUAUGCUGUUAGAAGACUGCCCCAAGACUAAACCCGAUGUCUAA
Molecule: messenger RNA, 315 nt
Organism: Pieris macdunnoughi
Lineage: Eukaryota; Metazoa; Arthropoda; Insecta; Lepidoptera; Pieridae
Source: the annotation of a GenBank genome assembly